Messenger RNA from Salvelinus namaycush (lake trout), 7918 nucleotides. RefSeq names its product leukocyte receptor cluster member 8 homolog. The record is from RefSeq and is a predicted model, not a curated record. Gene Ontology annotation, cellular component: nucleus. The transcript has 16 exons. Bases 267 to 2900 code for a protein of 877 amino acids. NCBI's taxonomy places the organism in Eukaryota, Metazoa, Chordata, Actinopteri, Salmoniformes, Salmonidae.
UUGUUUUUCAGUUGAAGGUCCAUUGCAGCUACGGUUGUUCUUGUGAAAAUUGCAUUAUUCGACGUUUAGAUAUUGCUUUAUAGUGUUUUUUUUCUUAAAUUUAAAGACUGUCUUGUUGAGAAGUAGUGGAUGGUAGAGUAAAAUACCCGAAGGACCAACUUUCCUUGUAUAUUGUGAUUUAAUUGUUCUUGUUUACGUUAGGGUCUGCUGGCCUACGACGUUCUAUUAGAUUGGUACAGUAGUUAGCUAGUUGUCUCGGUGGCAAAAUGGCGGCGAAAACGACCCAGACAGCUCCAGCUGCUAACUGGUCGUAUGGCGCAGCAGCAGGUCCAGAGGGCCAGACCGUCUCGGAAAACCCAGAGUGGGAGAAGGCCAGACAGGCACUGGCCUCCAUCAGCAAGACCCAGAGCGCCACCAAGACCGCUCAGGCCAACCGGACCACAGCUCAGGCUGGUCAGUUUCAGCCUGCAGUUACUGAGUCCACAGCCAUACAGCAGCAGCAACAGCAGCAGUACUACCAACAGUGGUACCAACAGAACCAGCAGCAGCCGUAUCCUGGAUACACCUACCCCUACAAUUACUACUACCCCAUGGCGGCUGGCCCCUAUGGUGGUGGUGGCUAUCCUCCUCAGGGCCAGUAUGGUGUACCUCCAGGACCUUACCCCUCUCCCACCACUCCAACUGGACAGCCUCCAUCCCUGCCCGUAAUGGAUGACCAGUCCUCCAGCUACCCCUCUCAGCCCCAACCCCCUCCUCCUGCUGCCCCUCAACCACCCCCCCAGAGCCCCACCAGCUCUGAGCAACCCCCACCCCCUCCUCCCCCAGCCAUCCCUCCCAACUCCCAGUACCCCCUUCCUCUAGGGCAGAACUCUUACAACCCCAACAACCCCAUGCCCUACCCCAACAAUGACCCCAACCAGAUGAGAGGUUACAACCAGGGCAGGCCCAGCUAUGGGCAGAGCUACCAGACUCAGAACUCGUACCAGCAGCAGCAGAAUAACAACCAACACCAGCAACAAGGACAGGGUCAGUAUGGACCAGGAGCUGGGAGAGGAGAGGCCAACAAAAACAAGAACCAUCAACAACAACAGCCACAGCAACAAGGACAGCAGCUCUGGCACCGCAUGAAACAGGCACCUGGAGCAGGUGCGAUGAAGUUCAACAUUCCCAAGCGACCCUACGUCAUGACCAAUCAGAGUUUCCCUCCUGGGGAACAACCCACCGGAUUGGCUGCUACUCCUUCCUCCCCAGCUGCUGCUCCUGCUGCACCUGGCGGUGCCCAGACACGAUCAAAACAACGACUGUUCUGGACAAAGGACACCUUGUCCAACAUUCUGACGGAAGAUCACCAAAAGCCCCAGGACUGGCCCCAGGCGAUGAAGGAGUAUGUUCAGCGCUGCUUCACAGCCUGUGAGAAUGAGGAGGACAAGGACCGCACCGAAAAGGGGCUGAAGGAGGUCCUACAGAAAAGACUACAGGAUGGGUCUGCCUACACCAUCGACUGGGACCGCGAACCUCUGCCUGAACUGAAGGCCAAGCAGUCUCGCUGGGAGGUUGUACCCACCCAGAGGACUCUGGAGAGUUCUGUGGGCCGUGGUGGGGGUACAGGUGGGUCUACGCGCGGCAGGGGUGGUGGGGCCAGGCUGGGGCACUACAGGAACGUCUUCUCCCAGAGAAGCCCCUCAUCCAGUUCCUCAGGCUCCUCCUCUCGCUCCCCCUCUCCCUCCCACAACCGUCACAGGGACCGCAAUGGCCAGAGACACAGACGCAGUGACUCUGAGUCCCAGUCGGACAGCAGCAUGUCCAGUGACCUCCGAACCCAGCUUCCCCGGCGCAACCAGAAAGGAGGGCGUGGCCGUGGGGGCGACAGGGACCGAGGCAGAGGGGGUGGAGAGAGGGGACGAGGAAGGGGCGGAAGAGGCAACAGAGGACGGAGAAACAUGGAUGACGCUAACUCCACCGUCCUGGGCAAGAAGAGGAAAGGUGGGAACGCCGGCCUGGACUUCCACGACCCCCACCGGGAGGCCAAGAAACAAAGCCGAGCGGCACGCUUCCACAACACCAAGAUGCGCUCAGAGCCCCUGGUGCUGUCCAUCAACAACCUGGAGCUGCCCAAGGAGGACCUGAGCUGGGACGACUGCCCCAUCGUGGGCACCUGCCAAGAGAUUACCAAGAUCUACCUGAGACUCACCUGUGCCCCCGACCCUGCCACCGUGCGUCCUGUAUCUGUGCUGAGGAAGUCUCUGUUGGCCGUGAAGGCCCACUGGAAGACCCGUCAGGACUACCCCUACGCCUGUGAACAGAUGAAGUCCAUACGACAGGACCUCACAGUCCAAGGAGUUCGUACAGAGUUCACAGUGGAAGUAUACGAGUGCCAUGCACGCAUCGCUCUGGAAAAGGGCGACCACGCAGAGUUCAACCAGUGCCAGAUGCAGCUGAAGGCCCUGUAUAAGGACAACCCGUCAGAGAACAUAGGGGAGUUCACUGCUUACAGACUACUCUACUAUAUCUUCACUAAAAACUCUGGAGACAUCACGACUGAGCUGGUGUACCUGACUGCGGCGCUGCGGGCGGAUGAGUGUGUCUCCCACGCUCUCUCCCUCCGCGCCGCCUGGGCUCUGGGAAACUUCCACCGGUUUUUCCAGCUCUACCGGAGAGCCCCACGCAUGGCAUCCUACCUCAUAGACAAGUUUGUAGAGAGGGAGAGGAUGAUCGCUCUCAGGGCCUUAUUCAAAACAUUCAGACCAGACUUGCCGGUGGAGUAUGUGCAGUCCAGUCUGGGUUUCCUUUGUUUAGACUCUUGCAUGGCCUUCCUCACAGGCCUGGGGGUCACCUUCUUCCCCUCUGACCCCAGCAAGAUAGACUGCAAAACCAGCUCAGCCUGUCUGGCAGCCUCCUGAGGGGGUGGGCGGUUUACCGGGGAGGGGGAAAGCACAGUAAAGGGAGAUACUGAGAUAUAGACAGGGUCAGGAAUGUACCCUACAGUUAUACUGCACUACACUUCAGGAGGGAGACAAGUGGUUAGACUGAAACUACAAUUUAGUCCUGUAGAAAGAGGGAGAUAUGCACUAGGACCCACUAAAUCACUUAAGGCUGAAAUUCAGUGAGGAUCCCACCCACAGAUGCACUGUACUCACAGAUAUGGACUGUAUAACAAGAGUGGGGGAGAUUAUCUGCAUACAUGCUGCACAUCAAAUACAUUUAGAAUAGCUUAGCCCCACAUCUCUGAUCAGCUCAAGAUAUUAAUUAUACCUUCGACUUAGAACGUUUUUAUGACGAACAGAUGAUGUUAGGCAUUAGUUCAAGUUAAGACCUGAAGAUCAAGCGCCAACUCACACAGAUCAGGGAACAGCGUAGCCUCAAGGUCUCCCUUCCACUAUCGCUCUCAGAAGUUUUAAGCUAACAGUGUUCUGUUAUGUUUUUCCUUCCCUCAAGUCAACAGCCUCAAACUCAUGCGAAGACAAGCCUUGAGAACCCAAGAGAGAGAUGAAAACGAAAUUAGCUAAAGUCAUCCCUCAAGCCCUCAUUCAACAGGCUGCUCAUCCACUCCAAAACCAAACCAUCAACCAGAGAAGAGGUUUGUCUGUUCAGGUGUUCAGCUCUAGAGACUGUGCUAGCCCUUUGCUGCUUUCAGGAAGCCUUUGUGAUCCAGCGUCCAAUCCGGGAGAGGAGGAGAUGGUGGUUUGUAUGUCCUGCCCCCCCUUCCCCCAAGCUGUCUACGAUUGGCGAUCAGGUGGGGAAAGUUACCCCCACUUCCUGUUCCGGCGUAGCCCUGCACACUUGGCAGAAAGGUAUUGACUGAGAAAUCUAAAGGUUCUGAUUGGCUCCUUGCCCAUGUUGGCCACAGCCAUCCUUACCCCACAGUUGUCCGCUACCCACGGUCCCCUGCUUCACCCUUCAACAGUCAUCACCCAGAGUUCACCAAAGUUUGACCACAAAGUUUACAUCCCAGUUAUAUCUGCUCUCUAAUAUAGAAGAUCUCCAAGCCUGGCGUCUAGUCCCUUCUGGUAGGCAUUGACUUAUAAAGUGUGAUGGUGGAUACAGUCCCCUAAUAUUUACCAAGAAUGGCCUCCGCAAUCCCUCGGUAUGUGUCCAGGAGGCAGGAUAUCCACCUCUAGUCCAUCUAUCCCCUGAGAGCAGACAAGGAGGCAGUCUCCCACCCCUUAAGAGUACCAAAUAACCAAGUUGAGGCUCUGGGCAAGCCUGUGGUGUUUCCUGAGUUACCUGAUCAACAGCCCCCUCAGCAGCAUGGAAUAGCAGUCGUCAAGCACCCCCACCACACAGGAAGAAGUCAGCUCCAUCAAGAUGGUGGCAAAGUCUCCACCUUCAAAUAUGGUGGCUGGAUCAGUUCUGCCAUACGGAGAUGAGAUCGCUGUCUGUGCAGAUGGCGGCAACGUCUGGGUUUGUAUGCUCCACACUCCGUUCAAUAAGGCUGAGUAUGUAUGUAUGGCUGGUAAGAAAAAGGACUCUUGGUGUGCUGGAAGGAGGUGGAUGACAGCACAGCAUAGAUCACCCAGUAUUCACUAUUGGCUCAUUCACAAACACUAACCAUUGGUUUGGGUUAAGGUGUAUGAUAUCAAGUCUAUGGUAAUUGCUUAAAUUCCAUCCACGUGAUAGUGUGUCUGAAAUUGUGAUAUAAAAUGAAGGGUGCCAGUAUUAACCCUUGGGGAACACCCCUCAUUUGCAAGACAAUGAAGCCAAACUGUCAAAUUAUGCAGGUGCAGAUUCACAAAUUCAGGUUUAAAAGGUAACUGUCUUCUCAAUUGAAAAUUGUCAUAUUCUGCCACAAAACAUUAGUUUAGGACAUUAAUGUUUGACGGCUAAAGCAUACAAGACUCUGCUUAUCAAAUGUUUGUCUGUAAUCAAAUAAUCUGCUUAUUUAUUUAAAGCUAAGAAAUCAUGUGAUAUUUCUAAAACCCCAUUGUAGACAUUUUGGUUUUCAGUAAAGGCAGGUGAGAGUGAAGGAUUGUAGAGUAGUUAUUUUGGGGUCCUAUCCAGCAGUUAUACAUUAGGCUACAUCCCUGUGUAUACUCUUGAUAAGAUCUGAAGUGAGGAGACUAGUGUGGGGAGUUAAUUGUAAAUCAACAUAAUUGGCAAUACAUAAAUAGAACCUAGACAUGGAACAUGAGUUGGUGAUAUCAGUUGAUCUAAUAUCAGCAUAUUGUUGUUUUCAGGCAUGACCUUGAAGAGUAUUUACUUGAUUCACAUCAAAGCUUGAGGUAUUUUAGUGAGUUCAGUGCCAUUGCGGAGAUAUCAAAUGUAUUUGUCACAUGCGCUGAAUACAACAGGUUCAGACUGAAAUGCUUACAUACGAGCCCUUUCCCAACAAUGCAGAGUUAAAAAGUAAGAAAAAUUAUAUAAAUAAAAGGGAUUUGGUAAUACAAUAAAAUUAUAUAAUAACUAACGAGGCUAUAUACAAGAUAUGACUCUACUUUCAGGAUGAACAGAAGUCUGUGCUGUAACAUGUCCUGUGUGCUCAUCCAUAGAGUAGAUGUGUCAGUAUCUAAUGUACAUUGUUAUGGAUUGUUGGCCUUUUUUCUUCUCAGUAACUAUUCAUUGGACAUUUUGAUAUGUUUUAUGUUUACCAGGGCAAGUGUAAUUUUGACAAACGUAUAUGGUGAAUGAGAAGCUGAAGCAUUUUAGAUAUGGGUAAUAAACACUUAAUUCUUUAAGACAAUUGAUGUGAAUAUGUAAAUUAUAAUUACAAAUCUAAAAAGGUGGAUGAUUUGGAAUACAUUGCCUGUUUUUGAUAUUGCCGUGGAUUUAAAUGGGGAAUUGAUAGUAACUGCUUUUUGUAGUGCAAACACGCGUGAUUUCUACCCUAUAUUUUUGACCGCUUAUUCAAUAAGUGCAGGACAGAAGGUUUAUAUUUUGGGCUUUUACAGGGAUUGAAAAUGGGAUAUUUGCUGUAUAAACCAAAUAUUUUUCUUGCCAAAUUUCCCUUGGUUGACCACUUUCAUUUCUUACUCAUUUUUUAAAAUGCUCAUCUUCUGUAAACCCAUUUUUGUUUUUAGAUUUUAUUUAAUGCAUUUCUGUCAUCUCAAUCUUUCUGGCUAUCUGUACUCAUGAACCCCUUAGAGCAGUGGUAUUCAAAGUCAGCAUCGUGACCCAUGAGGGAAAUGCGAAAACAUUCAUAGGUCAUAAUGUAUGGGACAAUAUAGAAACGUUUUUGAAAAGGAUCGUUUGAAAAAUCAAUUUUUAUUGACUAAAUGUAUUUAUUGGUUUAUUUUAAUUUCGAUGAGAUGAACAUGUAAUGAAUUUGAUGUAAAAAAAAAUUUAAAGGGUGUCAGUAGGUUUGGAAAUUCUUCUGGCCCAAAAAAAUGGUCCCCAGAAAAUCUGGUGGAAAAAAUGAUAUCCCCGCUGAAAAAGUUUGAAUAUCACUUCCUUAGAGAUAAGUAAUGUACUAAAACCACCACACAACAUCCUGAUGGCAAGAGAAAGGUUUGGUUGAAGGCACUGCACUCCCAUCAGCCAAGAAACAAACUGUGUGUGUUUGUGUUGCUCAAGUCUCCCGUUUGUCAAUUUCUUUGGAAGUAGUUUGUCAAAGAGCAAACCCAGACCGGUUUCAGAUUAACAGUGACUUGGCUGGUGUGAGUCAGUGUUUUGAUAUGGUAAAAUAUCAAUAUGGUAACGUUAUUAAUAUUCUUAAUGAUUGGAUUGAGAGAGCCUGUGAGAGAUAUAUAUAUAUAACUGCAGGAUCAGUUUCAUUAUGAAUGUCUGGAUGAGUAAUCAGUCUACCCAUUUAUAGAUCCCUUUGUUUCAUUUGACUGGCACUAUUUUGUGUGAUAUGUGCUCGCUUCGGUCAUUAAUUUCAGCAGUUGUACUCAUGACUCAACUUGUCCCUUCUCUCCUCAUCUUCCUAUCCUCGGUCCCUCUUUACUUUUCCCCACUCCCAUUACCAGUCCUUUUCUCUUAUUUUUCUUCUUGCAGUACUGCAUUACAGGAGCAAAAGGAAUGUGAAAAGAGAGCACCUCCUCCCAGCCUCCAGAAGCAAGCUGGAGAGAGGGAAAAGUGUGAGAAAUGGAAGACUUGAUACUGCCAACUCAAGUUCAAGCCAUUUUGUCAAUAUGACCUGAAAUGUUGCAGUGUCUUAUACAUGGGAGCCUGACUUCAAUUGUUUUAGUCAAGUCUUUUGAAUGUAUUUUAUUUGACUAUCCUUAACUUGAAUCAAGAAAACAUUCAAUGUCAGAUUUGUUCCACUCUAGUUUGCCAGAAACAAUUUUGGAACACUGUUGAAAGUUCUGUCUAUAGUUAGGAAGGCCUAUACCUCUAAACCAUCAUGUGUUAAUGUAUACUGUUUGUCCAGAAACAUUUGCAUGCGUUCUUGUUUUUCAUAACCAGGGUGUUCCCUAGAAAUUGCUUUGUCAUUAUGUCAACUUCUCAAGUACAGAUCAAUAUUUGGUAAGGCAACCUUUUUUGGUCAGUGAAUAUUUGGCGUCUGUAACCUCGAUGCAUUUUGUCAGCUGCCUCUCAUGUGGUCUACCUGUAAAUUAAUUUGCCCGCAUUUGGUAUUUGUCGUAAUACAAUGGGAGUUAUUUUAACUUGGAAACACAUUCAUAAGUAUCUCUAGCAUGUAAACAACUUUUUGGGAUUUGAAAUGGAUCUGGACAUACAGCAUACAAUUUCCAUUAUAUCAAGGAAAAUACUCUAUUCCAUUCUAGAUAAGAACAUUUUUUAUCUGCUUAUAUUUGGCCACAUUCCUGUCAGUUUUGAGUAGUCCGGUAGUAGUUGGCUCCCAUAUCAGAAUGUUGCUCCGUCUUGCUCUGUACCUUUCCUAAACAGGAUGCUUUUCUGUCUUGUCUCUGUUGAUUUCAGACACCUCUUCAACAGUGAAGUCAAGUUCAUGUAGCGUGCUAUCUCCUGGUCAGAUGUUUAACAUUGCACAACCUCUCAUAUCUCACAUUGAUGCUUUAGUUCU